AUGUCCUUGACAGUUGGAAUUGCUGGCCUAAGCGGUCGAUUUGGCCGUCUCAUUGGCGAGAUCCUCCUCAAACGCCCUGCCUCUGAGGUCAAGUUGCGUGGCUUCUGCCGCGAACCUCGCAAGCUCGCCAAGUCGCUAUCUGAUAACCCUCGUGUGGAGGUUGUCCAAGGUUCCGCCUUCGACUCUUCCGCCGCCCGCACCUUUGCAAAGGGCUGCGACGUGGUUAUAUGCUGCUACCUGGGCGCUGACAAGCUUAUGAUCGACGGCCAAAAGCUCCUCGUCGAUGCGUGUGAGGCUGAGGGCGUCUCGCGUUUCCUAGCGAGUGACUGGACGAUCGAUUAUACCAAGUUGGAAUAUGGACAGCUUUUCCCCAAGGACCCAAUGAAGAGAGUCAAGGACUAUUUGGAUACGAAGGAGCGUAUCAAGGGGGUGCAUGUCUUGAUCGGCGCGUUCAUGGAUACUUUCUUUACGAAGUAUUUUGACGCCUGGGACCCAGAGAAAAAAGUGUUUACGUUCUGGGGAACUGGUGAUGAAGUGUUGGAAUUUUCAAGCUAUCGAAACUCGGCCGAGUAUACCGCCGCGGUCGCGCUGGAUCGGAAGGCUGUGGGACUGCAGAAGUUCCUUGGUGACCGUGUCAGCAUUAAGCAAAUCCUUCAGCAUUUCGACUCCCAGUAUAGCUUCAAGCCCGAGCUCAAACUGGUCGGCUCCAAGGAAGACUUGUACAAGCACAUGUACGAAGUACGGGAGAAGGAGCCCGAUAAUGUCUUCAAGUAUAUGGUCUUAUUUUACAAGUACUACUUGAUCAACGGACAAACCCACCUCGGAGCCAUAGAGAAUUCGAAAUACCCUGACAUCAAGCCGGAGACGUUCCGAGACUUUUUAAGAAGACAUACCGUGGACCAACUAUCGCAAGCAGUGGAGGCUUUAGAACACUAA
Molecule: messenger RNA, 936 nt
Organism: Ilyonectria robusta
Lineage: Eukaryota; Fungi; Ascomycota; Sordariomycetes; Hypocreales; Nectriaceae
Exons: 3
Coding region: 1-936 (311 amino acids)
Source: RefSeq, a predicted model, not a curated record